GUCGCAGCCCCAGCCCAGCCGGCGGCACACUGCACCAAGCGCUGUUUUUGGCUUGCCGGUUCACUGCUGGCUUGGUACUGCUGUUAACUGUGCUGUUUUGCGCCGCGCCUCCCCUGUGGCCAGCCUCUUCUUCACCGUCACUUGGCUGUUUCUAUAGAAUAAACAAGCACAAAUUCUUUCCCGUACAUGUAAUUUGCGAUUCACCAAUCUACUUCCAUUGUGCAUCGGCCAGCUUUUUUGUGUGCCUGAAUCUUUUCCCCCUUCGAUUUUUAUUGGGGGCGCAUUUUCCCUCUGCUUCGCUGCCCCUCCACCGUCAUCACCAUACACCACCCACUCACGCCCUCUGCCAGCCAGCCCGCCAGCCCCUCUUCCUUCCCCAUCAGCUCCUCCUCAGUUUUCUCCUCGCUUCCCCGCGACCUGUCCCUUCUUGCUGCUACAGCAUCUGAUUUGAAGCUUAUCCUGUGCAUCCUCUUGUAUGAUUACCGUUCCUUGAAGCCGCAAAAAGCACCCUCAUCCUCUUUUUCUCCUUUACCUCUGGUUCGUUUUGACUUGUCAACUUCCCAGCGCUCUCGUGACGGCGGCAAGCUUCAGCACACGAUUCAUGACCACCACCAAAGAUCCUGUCCGCUUUGCCACUGCCUCCCCAUCACCAAGCAGCAAGCAGCUCGCUCUUUUCCUCAACAUACUAACAUCUUCAUCGAAAUCUAGAUCACAACACAUACCGAAACCAUGGACGUAAAUCUCGGUGACGCGGUCGAUAUGCCCACCUUUAACCAGAUCCUGGAAAUGGACGACACCGACGAACGCGAAUUCUCCUCCUCCAUCGUCUUUGGUUUCUUCGAGCAAGCAGAAGAGACCUUUAACUCAAUGGAUAAAGCACUGCAAGAACGAAACCUCGAAGAGCUCUCAUCGCUCGGCCACUUUCUCAAAGGCUCAUCCGCCACCCUCGGCCUGGUCCGCGUUCGCGACGGCUGCGAAAAGAUCCAGCGCUUUGGCAAGCUCGAAAACGAAGAUGGCUCCUCAGAACCUGACGAGGAGCUCCAGCUUAAGCGCAUCACACAAGCUCUGACCACGGUCAAGUCGGACUACCAAGAAGUCGAAGCCACGCUCCGCCAGUUCUACGAAAACAACGAAGCUGCCUAAUAGACCAACCACCCUGUCUUGUUUUUGUUUUUAUCUUUCGCCAAGACGUAUAAUGUCUACAUAGCCUACUGGAGAAAAGCUGUACAUAUGCCGGAGAAUCAUCAGCAUCUUGGAGUGGCCAUCCUUAAACGCAAACAACCCCGCCACGCGCACAACGCCCUGAUGUCGACCAGACAGCAGAGGACGACAUGAUUUGUUUUUUAGAGGCAGGAUAUGGAAGGGGCUCAUGAGGACGAUUAGGAGGAGGAUAUGGUGCAUUUGUUUUAUUUUACCAGGGGUUUUGGUACUUUUUUUUUCUUUUCUUUUUUUUUGGCUUUCGUUCUCUAUUCUUUCUUUUGUUGCUGCUACUUGUCUUGUAUUCCCACACAAGCAAGAGCGCUAUGCAUGGGCAGAGGCGGCGGGCAGCACACAGUUGGUUGGCUGGCCCUGUGGACACACGCGCGCACACUCCGAUUUUCGAUACCUUUGAAAUUCUGCAGACACAGUUCUGCUUGCAUACAUUUUUUGCUGCUGC
This is a messenger RNA of [Torrubiella] hemipterigena, 1657 nucleotides long. Lineage: Eukaryota; Fungi; Ascomycota; Sordariomycetes; Hypocreales; Clavicipitaceae. The record is from the annotation of a GenBank genome assembly.